AUGCAGCGUAAUUUCGGUUGCAGCCCCUACGACGCCGGCUACCGCAGCCUGGGGGUCGAGGUGGAGGAUGAACAGUAUGAUGCGAAGCCAACCUUAACUUCGUUGGUUCUAAUGAGAGGAGGGGAGGAUACACGGUCCAAACCUGAGCGCGAAGGGGCGGCGGCAAACAGCGUUGGCGCGGGAGAGCGGAGCUCCCCGAACGAGGAAAACCAGGAGGGAGGCUUUGGCGGCGGCUUGGAGCCCCCGCAACAGCAGGAGGAGCCGCCCCCCCCGGCCCUGCAGGGGCCACUGGUCGCGGAGAGGAAGCAGCGCCGCUACCGCACCGCGUUCACCCAGCUGCAGCUGCAGGAGCUGGAGGGCAUUUUCCAUCGCACCCAGUACCCCGACGUGUUCGCGAGAGAAGAGAUUGCUGUACGUCUGAAUUUGACUGAAGCCAGAGUGCAGGUCUGGUUUCAGAACAGAAGAGCCAAGUGGAGAAGACACCAGAGGGCCCUGUUUAGAAAUCUGGCCCCCAUUGCUUUGGGCCCUCCUGUGGGGGUGAUCUUUGAAGGGCCCUAUGCUAUCCCUGUUCUAGAACCGGGGUGGAGAUAUGUUCCUCUGGUGCCUCGGGGGCUCAUGCCUCCUGGGCCUCCACCACCACCUGUGCUCCCCGGGCUACCUCUGCCCCCCGGGCCACCCAUGCUGCCAAUGCCACCUCCACUUUUGCCUCCCUUUGCUCUGGCCCCUGUAGGCAUGGCAUGGGCCCCUGUCAUCAAUGGUCAUUUCGCAGGGCCCAUUUUCUGA
This is a messenger RNA of Enhydra lutris kenyoni (northern sea otter), 783 nucleotides long. RefSeq names its product ESX homeobox 1. The transcript has 4 exons. The record is from RefSeq and is a predicted model, not a curated record. Gene Ontology annotation, molecular function: DNA-binding transcription factor activity, RNA polymerase II-specific; RNA polymerase II transcription regulatory region sequence-specific DNA binding. Gene Ontology annotation, biological process: regulation of transcription by RNA polymerase II. NCBI's taxonomy places the organism in Eukaryota, Metazoa, Chordata, Mammalia, Carnivora, Mustelidae. The coding region runs from base 1 to 783 and encodes 260 amino acids.